Fukomys damarensis (Damara mole-rat) is the source of this 2582-nucleotide messenger RNA. RefSeq names its product zinc finger protein 846-like. NCBI's taxonomy places the organism in Eukaryota, Metazoa, Chordata, Mammalia, Rodentia, Bathyergidae. Gene Ontology annotation, biological process: negative regulation of transcription by RNA polymerase II. Bases 287 to 1303 code for a protein of 338 amino acids. Gene Ontology annotation, molecular function: DNA-binding transcription repressor activity, RNA polymerase II-specific. The transcript is spliced from 3 exons. The record is from RefSeq and is a predicted model, not a curated record.
UGAAGACCUUCAUGCCCAGUAUUUUGUAUUAUGAAAGUUUGUGAUUCUGUUCAGUCAACAACUGGUAAAUAUUGUGCUGUUAUAUAUUGGCUAACAUGUUCCUUUCUGUGCCUGUUUCAACAGCCUCUCAGGUGCUGUGUGCCUCCACCUCAGAAGGGACACACUACAUUUUCCCAGGGUGCCUGUGGGGUGCCUCAGCAACUUUCCAUCACACAGUCUAUACAGAGAGCAUCUUAACUGUAUUCAUUUUUCUCCAGGACCACAGGGCUGGAGGUGUAGCCUCGCUAUGGAUCUUCAAAUGUUCAAUGGAGGAAAACCUUGCGAAUUGGAGGAAUAUGAAAAGGGCUUUCAGUAUUUUCCAUGCCUUACUAAUCCCAUGGAAACCCACACCGAAGCAACACUCUGUGAAUGUGAGGAAUGCUGGAGAGCAUUUGCCUUUUCCUCACACCUAAGUCAAUAUGUAACAAUUGCUUCCGGAGAGAAAUCCCAAAAAUGUAAGGAGUGUGGGAAGUGCUUUGCUACUUUCACUCAACUUUCUGCACAUAUGGAAGUUCAUACUGGAGAAAAACCCUUCCAGUGUAAAGAGUGUGGAAAGUGCUUUACAAACAACACAUACCUUAACGAUCACAGGAAAAUUCACAGUGGAAUAAAAUCGUACAAAUGUGUGGAAUGUGGGAAAGCCUUCCUGAGGUGGUCGGGCCUGACUGAACACUUACGAGGAGUUCACAGUGGAGAGAAGCCCUUUGUGUGUAAGGAGUGUGGCAAAGCCUUCUCCAGGUCCACUCAGCUUAAUGAACAUGUCAGGACACACACUGGAGUCAAACCCUACGAAUGUAAGGACUGUGGGAAAGCCUUCACUCAGUACUCGGGCCUCGCCACCCACGUACGCAUCCACAGUGGAGAGAAGCCCUUUCAGUGUAACCAGUGUGGGAAAGCCUUCACUAGGACCUCAGGCCUUAUUCACCAUGUGAGAACACACACGGGGGAGAAGCCUUUUGAAUGUGUCCAUUGUGGGAAAACCUUUAUCACUGCCUCCCACCGUACUAAACAUAUGAAAAUCCACAGUGGAGAAAAGCCCUUUGUGUGCAAUAUCUGUGGGAAGGCGUUUGUGUAUUCCACAUCCCUUAACAUUCACAUGCGAACGCAUACUGGAGAGAAACCUUACAUCUGUAAGGAAUGUGGGAAAGCGUUUGCUGUUUCCUCACGCUUAAGCAAACAUGCGAGUGUUCACCAUGGGGAGAAGGCGUAUAAAUGUGAGGGUAUCGGUGUUGCCCUUAGCCCCUCUGUUGCCUCCCUUAAGUAGUAACAGUGGCACCCAAGAUCAUCCAUCUUAACUGCUCUGUAUGAGUUUUAAUGGCUCCUACUGGUAUAGAUGCCGCUGAUUCCAUGAGAAGAUAUAUAGAUCCCAUCUUGUGGGAACUUCUCUUUUUAAUUUUCCCUUUCGUAAUGCUGGGCUUUGAUCCCAGUGUCUCAUAACAUGAUAGGCAAUCACUCUACCACCAGGCUACAUCCUUGGCCUCCCUGGAACUUGUUCCCACAACACGCUUCAGGCACUUGUGGGUCAUAGGUGAGGUCAGUCCUGCAGGUAGGCCUUGUCUUGGUGCUUGUAUUCCAAGUGAUGGUAGUAUCCUUAAACACUAUGCAUGGAAGUCUGACUUUUUGGAUUAUCUAAGGUACAACUGAAGAGGUAUUGUUUUGGGUCACAUAUAAUAUAGUUAAUAUAUAUAAAAGGUUUCUUUAUUUUUAAAUGUCACUGCGACAUUAAAAUGAGAUAACACAACAAGCUUGUGGACCACUGGUUGGACAUGGCUGCAUAAGGUAAUAGCUCUGGUCCUAGCUCUUGUUGGUUAGUGGCUGUCAGUAUAGCUAUUCAUGUGAAUAUUUAAUGGGAGCUGAACUGACAAGCUAAGCAUAGGACCCAUGUGGUCUGUCGACAGACACUCUUCCGGGUGCAUCCUCUUACCCCAUUGAUCAUGCUCAGCAUGCCAAGAAGCCCUCUGUACUUAUUCUUAAUGGGUCUACCUUUGUAGCCAGUUACUCUGUUUCCUUAUAAAAUCUUAAGUCUACUCUGUCUUGCCUUCUAGGUCUGUUUGAGAUCUAAAUGGCAAUACCUCUGCUUGCAUAAUCCAGUCUAUUCCUCUCCUGUUGAGAUUGCUGAUAUCCCUCCCUUGGGUCCCAUCCGUGAUCUCUUUAUCAAAGGGGUUUUCAGUCACACUCUUAAUAUUCUUCUAUUCAAGCUUUCUCAGUUUUUGCACUAUGGGUGGUCUGAGAAUUUUCCAAAUUUCCAAGUUCUGUUGUCUUUUUGGUGGAGGUCCUUGUUGGAUUUAGUUCUCCCUUUUGCAUUUACUAAAAAUUGUCUUUUAGUAAAUGCCAGGAACUGAAGCUGCUUCUUCAACAGAUGAAUUAUAAUCUCAGGUAAUUUUCCAGUUUUCUCACUCCCCAGCUCUACCUGUUACAAAUUGCAAGACUACAAAUGUAUUUUGCCAAGGUCUUCACCAUUGCACAUCAAGGAUUGCCUUUGUAGGUUGUGUGUGUGUGUGUGUGUGUGUGUGUGUGUGUGUUGUGUUUUUCUUUUUUUUGGA